Molecule: messenger RNA, 300 nt
Organism: Macrosiphum euphorbiae (potato aphid)
Lineage: Eukaryota; Metazoa; Arthropoda; Insecta; Hemiptera; Aphididae
Source: the annotation of a GenBank genome assembly
AUGGCAUUUUUAGAAUCGCUUAAAUCCCAAGUAAACAACGUGAAUAUGUCAAUCGGGGAGUUGGUGAAGGAUGCGUCGUAUCCUGUGAAAACCAUGAAAAACGUGGAGACAAAGUACGGGACAGCUGUCACGUGCAUAUUGUGCAACCCCGCGGGAACUGGCACGAUCAACGUAUUUUUACCGAAGUCAGUUCAAAUGGGUGAUGGGGAUAUAGCGGCGUAUAAUAUCGGGAAUUUGCCCGUAGUGAGCCUCAUUUAUAGAGGAAUGAAUAAUAAGAGUUUCAUUAUAGAUUUCCAAUGA